UUUGUCUGUUCGCUAUAAAAGCGUAGAAGAAGAAGCAGCAGCAGAAUCGGCACCAGAGAAGAAGAAGCGGCAGUUAUUUUUUUUCUCCUCUUCCAAAAGACGCAGAAUGGCAUUGAGGGCCUGUUUGAGGGGGAGAAGAGGCUUAACAGGUGUUCUCUCACAGCUGUCCUCCUGCAACAGUCAUGGUCGAGUGUCUCCUGUCCUCAUCGCUCAGCAGAGGAAUAACUCCACCUCACAGAAGAUCCAGGUGGAUUUUGACCAAAGCACAGGCGUGGCAGUGAUGCGGAUGCAGAAUCCUCCGGUCAACAGCCUCAGCUUAGAGUUCCUCACAGAGAUCUGCAUCAAUGUGGAGAAGCUGGAGAUGGAUAAGAGCUGCAGAGGCCUCAUCAUCACCUCGGAUCGCCCUAAGGUGUUCUCAGCCGGGCUGGAUAUCUUGGAGAUGUAUGGGAAGACUCCAGAGCGCUGUGCAGAGUUCUGGAAAGCUGUGCAGGAGAUGUGGCUGAAACUCUACAGCUCCAACAUGGCUACUAUAGCAGCAAUCAAUGGUUCCAGUCCUGCAGGCGGCUGUCUGAUGUCUUUGACAUGUGACUACAGGAUAAUGGCAGAUAAUCCUCGUUACACUAUCGGUCUUAAUGAGACGCUGCUCGGGAUUGUAGCACCUUUUUGGUUUAAGGACACUAUGGUGAACACGGUCGGCAACCGGAGCACAGAGUUAGCCCUGCAGCUGGGUUUGCUCUACAGCCCUGCAGAGGCCCUGAAGGUUGGACUGGUGGACCAGCUGGUCCCUGAAGACCAGGUCCUCACCACAGCCACGAAGACCAUGAGCAAGUGGUUGGCUAUUCCAGAUCACGCCAGACAAAUCACUAAGUCCAUGAUGAGGAAGCCGACCAUCGACAGGCUAAUGUCCAACAGAGAAUCCGACAUCAAAAACUUUGUCGGCUUCAUCACCAAAGGCUCCGUUCAGAAGUCACUGGGCAUGUAUCUGGAGAUGCUUAAAAAGAGAAAGGCCUAAAUCAGAGAGGCCAACAGAAGCACAUGCAUUAGAAGGACUUUGUGGCACAAGUUGAAAACACAUCAAAGUUCAGAGUUCUGAAUUAAUCACAGCUCAUCCUGAUAACUAAAUUAGCAGCAAGCAUUUCUCAACCUUCUGUUUUUGUGCUCUUGAGGAGCCUUUUAAAAAAUCCCUCUAACUAGAGCUCCAGAGAAAUCUACAGUUUCACACACCUGCCAUGUGUGAUUGCUAAGCUGUGAUUGGAUAAUUACUGUUUGGGGGUGGGACCUUGGAAAUAGUUUAUCGUCUCAAAAUCAGCAUCACAAGUGCCUCCUCUUACUGUAAGUUCAGGAAACGUGACAGCUAAUGUAAACUUUGAUGCUUUUAAACAGCCCACAGUGGCAGAGCCUUCAUCGUCUCUUUAACACAUCUGUCUGCAUUACAUGUUUCUGAGUUCUUUAUACUGUGACAUUUCUGAAAUCAAUCAGUAGGCCCAUUUAUUCAGUGGAUUAAACUGUGUGAAUAAAGCAGCAUAUUCUCA
Molecule: messenger RNA, 1532 nt
Organism: Amphiprion ocellaris (clown anemonefish)
Lineage: Eukaryota; Metazoa; Chordata; Actinopteri; Pomacentridae
Gene: eci1
Product: enoyl-CoA delta isomerase 1
Exons: 7
Coding region: 107-1012 (301 amino acids)
Biological process (GO): fatty acid beta-oxidation
Cellular component (GO): mitochondrion
Molecular function (GO): enoyl-CoA hydratase activity
Source: RefSeq, a predicted model, not a curated record